CCGAUUCAUUUCACCACCAUAUCAGACUCGUUACUCUUUAUUUAUUUUGCUCUCCUUCUCUAGUCUUACCAAAUUCUAUUCAGAUUCUUUGUUUCCUACUCUAAACCGAGAAAAGGUGAAGAGGAGGAAACGAUCAAAGAGGAGACAUGUCUUGUAAUAAUGGCUUAGCUUUCUUCCCUGCAAAUUUCAGUCUCCAAAACCAUCACCAAGAAGAAGAAGAAGAUCAUCCCCAAUAUCUUCUUCCUUCUUGCACUCCACCUCAAGACUUCCAUGGGUUUCUUGGUAAGAGAUCUCCAAUGCCGAACGUUGAAGGGUUUUGUAACUUAGAGAUGAACGGAGAAGAAGAUUUUUCAGACGAUGGAUCUAAGAUGGGAGAGAAGAAGAGGAGACUGAACAUGGAGCAGUUAAAGACGCUAGAGAAGAACUUCGAGCUUGGUAAUAAACUCGACUCGGAUAGAAAACUAGAGCUGGCUCGUGCCUUGGGGUUACAGCCAAGACAAAUCGCGAUUUGGUUCCAAAACAGAAGGGCACGAUCCAAAACAAAGCAGCUGGAGAGAGACUACGAUGCCCUCAAGCGUCAGUUCGAGAGUCUCAAAGACGAGAACGAUCUCCUUCAAACUCAAAACCAGAAGCUUCAGGCUCAGGUAAUAGCAUUAAAAAGCAAAGAACCAAUAGAAUCAAUCAAUCUGAACAAAGAAGAAGGUUCAUGUAGUAACAGAAGUGAGAACAUCUCCGGUGACAUCAGACCGGGCCAUCCACCGUCUUCACCGACAGCUACAACGAUGCAGUUUUUCCACAACUCGUCGUCAGAACAGAGAAUGGUGAAAGAAGAGAACAGUAUCAGUAACAUGUUCUGUGGAAUGGAUGACCAAACUGGAUUUUGGCCAUGGCUUGACCAGCAACAUUACAAUUGAAUGUUGUUGACAUUAUUUUGGUUAUCAAAUUUCAAAUUGUUCGUUUAUUAAAGUGGUCAUAGUAACCCAUUCAUGUUUCAAGAAUCUAAAUGCACCAAACAAGCAAGAUUUCACACUACUUGUUUGGUAAUAAGAUGUAAAAAAUGGGGCAAUAUGCAUAUUUUAUAUAGUAAUUGAUUAAUCA
Molecule: messenger RNA, 1098 nt
Organism: Raphanus sativus (radish)
Lineage: Eukaryota; Viridiplantae; Streptophyta; Magnoliopsida; Brassicales; Brassicaceae
Product: homeobox-leucine zipper protein ATHB-23
Exons: 3
Coding region: 147-914 (255 amino acids)
Biological process (GO): positive regulation of DNA-templated transcription
Cellular component (GO): nucleus
Molecular function (GO): sequence-specific DNA binding; DNA-binding transcription factor activity, RNA polymerase II-specific
Source: RefSeq, a predicted model, not a curated record